AUGACGAUUGAAACAUAUACAAUUUAUCCAACAAAGAAAUACAAUCGUCCACCUCCACCAUCGAGAAUAGUACUUCAUGGUUUGGAUCUUCUCAGUCCUCCAAUACACAUUCUCAACCAUCGAUUUUACCGUCCUCCGACCGACAGUAUCACUAACGUGAUUGAUAAAUUGAAAUCCUCUCUUGCGGAUGCACUCGAGUUGUAUCCACCAGUAGCAGGAACUGUUCGAACCGAUGAAAAUGAUGAAGUGUAUAUUGCAUUAGAUGCUGAAAAUAUCUCUGACAUACAGUUUUUGGUUGAAAUGAGAGACACACCGUUUGUUGGUGAUUCCGAAGAUCUGUCUCCUCGAACUGUCGUGUUAUUACCUCCCUUAUCAAGCACAUUAGCAGUGAAAGUAACUCGAGUAAUGUGA
Molecule: messenger RNA, 411 nt
Organism: Adineta ricciae
Lineage: Eukaryota; Metazoa; Rotifera; Eurotatoria; Adinetida; Adinetidae
Source: the annotation of a GenBank genome assembly